This is a messenger RNA of Gastrolobium bilobum, 1969 nucleotides long. RefSeq names its product probable receptor-like protein kinase At5g38990. Gene Ontology annotation, biological process: protein autophosphorylation. The record is from RefSeq and is a predicted model, not a curated record. Gene Ontology annotation, molecular function: ATP binding; transmembrane receptor protein tyrosine kinase activity. Gene Ontology annotation, cellular component: plasmodesma; plasma membrane. The coding region runs from base 645 to 1778 and encodes 377 amino acids. NCBI's taxonomy places the organism in Eukaryota, Viridiplantae, Streptophyta, Magnoliopsida, Fabales, Fabaceae. The transcript has 2 exons.
GAUGUACCUAUUUUUGUUAUGAUGUCUCCGGCUGGCUAUUCAUACGCAAGAGAGGAGGAUGCCUUGGCAUAUAUGUCAAAGUGCUUUCUUGUUAAUUUUAACAUUGAUUUUUGUAAUCCAAUCCCAAUGGGUGUCGGUCGCGGUGGUUAAUAGUGACAGAGAAGGGAUGGUCGACGACUCGACAACGUGGUCUCUUAAUUUGACAUUAAUGCAUCUUGACUUACUUGUAGUUCUUGAGUCAAUUAUUUAAUUAACAAACCUAACCAAGAAACUCCAGAACUGAUAUGAACCAUGAUACCUUAGAAGGGACGCUGCGAUGGAGGGCUAGAAAACUUUACGAAGCUUUGUUUCUUCCAUCAAUCAUCUUCAGGUUCCUUCCAGCAGCACGCAACCUAUCUAUUAUGUGAUAUGUGAGACCUCUCUAAUCUGUAUUUCGUAUGGGCUAUUAUUUCAUGAUUGUCGAAAUUUCUUCAUUUUUUCUUAAUAUUAUUAGUUUAAUAAUAGAAGGAAAAAAUAUUUCUGGAAUCGGCAUGUAUGUAUUAAACUAAUUCAGGGGCAGUGGAUGAUGCAUUUCAGAUAUGGUUAGGUUUGCAGAUUGAAGUCAAGUACAGCUGAAUCUUUGUGUUCGUCUCAAAUUUGGAAUAAUGCUUCUCAAAUGUUUGGGUUUUUGCCGCUCAGAGCAUACAAGUGCAUCUCGGAGACAGAGACAGUAUCCAACAGUAAUAGAGGAGCUGUGCCAUCAAUUUUCCCUGGAUGAUCUUAGGAAAUCAACUAACAACUUUGAUGAAAACAAAAUACUUGGACGUGGAGACUAUUGUACAGUAUAUAAAGGUUGUCUCCAACAUAAUGGUGCUACAGAUUAUACAGUGGCCUUAAAGCGAAUGUGUGAGGGUACUGGCCCAGUGUGCCAACAGUUCAAGAAGGAAAUAGAGUUGCUCUGCCAGCUUCAUCACCCUAAUUUGAUGCCUCUUAUAGGAUUCUGCAAUAACAAAGAUGAGAAGAUUAUUGUGUACGACUACAUGCCCAAUGGAUCUUUCGAUGAUCGUCUUCGUCAACGCAAUGGGGACAAGAUACCACUCUCAUGGAAGAAAAGGCUAGAGAUAUGCAUAGGAAUAUCAAGUGGGGUACACUACCUUCACACGGGAGCCAAACGCACCAUAAUUCACCGUGACAUAAAACCUAGUAACAUCCUUUUGGACAGCAAUAUGAUUCCCAAACUCACAUAUUUCAGCCUUUACUUACAAGGACCACUUUUUUCCUCAAAGCCAAAACUUAUUAAAACUGAACAAGUUGCAGGUACAAUUGGUUUCUUAGCUCCUGAGAAUUUCAGCAAACCUAUGCCCGACUUGACAGAUAGAAGUGAUGUUUAUUCCUUUGGUGCGUUUCUGUUAGAAGUGGUUUGCAGAGAGUCAUAUACUAAAAUUUUAAGGGAGAUGAGAGAGCUCCCAAGUGAAGAAUUAGAUAUGCCUAUAAUUUCAGAUGGUGCACGUGUUCCUAACAUAAUGCAAGGGCUCACAGUUGAGCAGAUUAUUGAUCCCACUAUUGCGGGAAAAAUAGCACCAGAUUGUUGGGAAGUGUUUAUAGAUAUCAUAGACAGAUGCUUGAAGCAUGAACCAAGUGAACGACCAGCUAUGGGCGAAGUAGAGGUGGAACUUGAGCAUGCUCUGUCAUUGCAACAGGAAGCUGAUGCCAACAACACUAGUGGCGAGUAUAGCUUCUUAUCGACCAGCAUUACUCAACCUCAACAAUUACAAGAGGAGGCGCCAAUUUCAGCAUAGAGUUAUUAGUUGCGGUCAUCAGUUGUUCUUGUAUUGUUUCCACAUGUUUCUAAUUUUAGCGAGCAAAGUACAUAAGCAAAAUACCAAUGAGAAAAAACAGAAGCAAAGGAACAUGUGAAUUAAAUAUACAAUUAAUUACUAUUAUCGAAAAUAAAUAACGUAGAACAUACAUUUUAUGAUGUGCCAUCUAG